AAUCCAUUCAGAAAAUAUGACCAGUCUUAAAGUUGUUCUACUCUUGGCUUUGAUCGGCUUGGCUUAUGCCACACCAGGAGGCUUCUUUGGCAAACAUGAACAUCACACCAUUCACGUGCCAUACAAAGUUCACACCAUUCAUCAUCAUCAUGUGAAGAAGGUGCCCGUCAUUAAGGAAGUCGUAAAAGAGGUGCCCGUUGAAAAGUUGGUCAUCAAGGAAGUCGUCAAAGAGGUCCCUGUUGAAAAGAUUGUCCAUGUGCCCGUUGAAAAGAUCGUCCAUGUUCCCGUGCAUGUACCCGUUCAUGUCCAUCACGAAGAUCAUCAUGGUGGCUAUCAUGGCGGUCACAGCAGUGAUGAAUAUAUUGUUAGCAGUGAUUCUCACAAAGGCUGGUCCUCAUCUGGAUG
Musca vetustissima is the source of this 405-nucleotide messenger RNA. RefSeq lists its product as uncharacterized. The transcript is spliced from 3 exons. The annotation marks the transcript as partial. NCBI's taxonomy places the organism in Eukaryota, Metazoa, Arthropoda, Insecta, Diptera, Muscidae. The record is from RefSeq and is a predicted model, not a curated record.